Paramacrobiotus metropolitanus is the source of this 887-nucleotide messenger RNA. RefSeq lists its product as uncharacterized. The record is from RefSeq and is a predicted model, not a curated record. Lineage: Eukaryota; Metazoa; Tardigrada; Eutardigrada; Parachela; Macrobiotidae. The transcript is spliced from 4 exons. Bases 113 to 661 code for a protein of 182 amino acids.
UAUAAGCGCUCUGCAAAAUCCGUAGCUUUCGUCAGUUACAUCGUGUCUAAAGUUCCAUUUCGGUCUUUACUUGGUUUCCCGUCACUAUCCUUAGUUUUUCUCACCUUCCACCAUGAAGUUGAUUAUCCUGGCAGUUCUGCUGGCGGUCGCAGCUACUAGCGUGGCUGGCGGACAUCACCGAAGACGCUCCGAAUGCUGCAGUGCGUGGAAACGCUACAUUGUCCCGAUUUCCUCGUCGGUGGCACCAACCAAACCCACCACCAAGCCGUGGCAGUACGCCGUCCGUGUGGGACAGAGCCUGUACAUGACCUCGGUGCGCGCCUUCACUUCCUUCGCCAACCGCACCAUCAUUAGUCCGGGCGGCACCUACAACGAAGCCAUCCAGGUGAUGAGCUUGACGGAGCAGAUCCUCAACGAAGCCGGCUGCACCUGGAACGACGUGCACGAUGUAGUGGCGCUCAUCACCGCCGGCCCCACCGACUACCCCGUCAUCGACACCGCCAUGAACGACUUCUGCGCCACCCACGGCUGCUCCGGCUUUCCUUGGACUGGCCAUCUGCGCACUUCUCCAUCCUUCAGCGGCGGCGCCACCGUCGAAUUCACCGUCCAGGCCAGCAACUGCGACUGGACUGGAGAGGACAACGAGUGCUCUUGCGAAUAGUGCGAUCGUCCUUUUUGGCCGAGUGUCAGUAAUGAUAAGAAUUAAUUCUUUCUUCGAAAUUGUGUUAUCGAUUAUGGGCGCGUUAAGUGUGAAAGCACCAACAGCUCAUGAGAUGAUUUAUCUAGCAAGAGCACCAAUGCAUGUAUUGUUCCACUUACUUAAAUUUAAUGUCCUCUGACCACCAAACGAGCCUUCAACAAAUUCAAAUAAAGCCCGCUGUUUCAAA